Aptenodytes forsteri (emperor penguin) is the source of this 6557-nucleotide messenger RNA. It is a transcript of the gene REXO1, whose product is annotated as RNA exonuclease 1 homolog. NCBI's taxonomy places the organism in Eukaryota, Metazoa, Chordata, Aves, Sphenisciformes, Spheniscidae. The transcript is spliced from 16 exons. Gene Ontology annotation, molecular function: exonuclease activity; nucleic acid binding. Gene Ontology annotation, cellular component: nucleus. Bases 66 to 3638 code for a protein of 1190 amino acids. The record is from RefSeq and is a predicted model, not a curated record.
UGCCAUAAGCCUUUGCCGGAGUGUCUUAGCAGUACCAAGCAGAUAUUAAAAGCCUCAAGUACAGCAUGAACAAAUAUCUGCAAUAUUUAUUAACCGCGGGGAGCUCAGAACGAGGCUAUGAUCCCUACAAUCCAGAGCUUCCAAGGCCCUCGCUGGAGGCGGAGGAUGGCGCUCUGGCUGACAUUACAGAUGUGACACCCGGUAUUCUGGAGCUGGAGCUGGUCAACAAGGCCAUUGAGGCAGUCAAAAAUGAAGUUGAGAGAGAGCAGAAAAAGUAUGAGGAGCUGCUAGAAACGACAAAGGAGUUCAGUGCUUCAGAGGCCUCCUCGCUCAUUUCGAAUACGCCUGUAUCAGCUGUUGGGACACAAAACGAUUCAUUUACCUCCUUAGAAUAUAAUCCAGGUAGCUACAACUUUAAUAAUAACUCGGACUACAACCCUACUCCUCUCGCUGCUGCUAGCCGGUCAAGUAAAUACACUUUGGAUACUUCCCGAUCUAAAGGUAGCUCACUGGAAUAUGUUCCCAAGGCUGUAGUACAGAAUAAAAAAUACAGUAGCACUGUCACUAACAAUAAAUAUGUGAUUGAUGACUCUAAGCCUUCCACAGACUUGGAAUAUGACCCACUUUCAAAUUACUCAGCCAGGCUUUUGAGCAAAGCCACAACAAAGGAGCCAAAGGGGUCUAAAAGGGGUAGGGUGUCUAGUUAUGACGAAUCUUAUUCUCCAUCGCGAAAGAAGCUCUGUGAAGUACCCGAUGACUAUGAAGUGUGUGCCAGGUUCUCUUCCUCUGAAGAUGAGGCUGAUGUGGAAUAUAAGCCAACUUCCGUUAGUUCACAAUCAAAAGCUGGUUCUGAAAGUGAAUCAAAUGAUGGGUUAUCCAACAAAGAGCAGAGCACCAAACUGGAUGACUUUGCUUCCCAGGAUAGCAAAGAAGCGGCAGCACAAUAUGGCGUGGAAGACCUUCCAAGUUCACAGAAAAGUCUUUCUAAAAACUUACCAGACAAGAAUGCAAAAGCAGCAAAAUUAUGUUCUGGUAAAAACGACCAGGAAAUUGAAAAUAAAAACAAAGACUCAAAAGACAAAACGAAAAGGAAGAAAUCGGAUGUUAGUAAAACACCUAGCCUCAAUGAGGUUGGUAAGAAGGAGAAAAGUAAAAAUACAGAAAAAGACAAAGUGCUCAAGAAAGAAGACAAAUUAAAAACCAAGAACGAAGAGAAAAACUGCAAAGAUAAAAGUGUCAAAGUGAAAACCGAUGUGAGUUUAAAGAAGCCUGAAAAACAAAAGUCAGAAAAAGUGGAUGGGCUUAAGAAAGAAAAAUCCAAGUCCAUCAGCAGUAGUUCAGGGAAAAGCAAGAGUGAGGGUGUCAUCAAAGGCUCUAGUAUGGAGAAGCUGGGGAGCAGCAAGAAAGACUCCAAGCUGAAAACAGCUGACGUGAAAAACGGUAAGGAAACCUGUGAUCGUAAAAACAAAGAGAAGGGGACCAAGACUCCAGCACUGGAGCGAAAGAAAGAAAAGGUCAGUUCUACAGAAAAAGGAGAUCCAAAGAAGGGUCGGAAGCAGCAGAGUUUGAGUCAUGUUGACCUGUUUGGCGAUGAGAGUGGAGAUGAUGAUGACAAAGGCCGGCCUUUACCAUCCACGUUACUUGGCGUGAGCUCAGACUCAGAUGUUGAUGACUGUGGUUCAGACUCUGAGAAUGAAAAUGAAGGGACAAAGAAAGUGAAGCGCUCUAAAUUGUCAAAGUCGUCGUCGUCUUCCUCAACAUCUGAUGACAUUGAUUAUUCCAUCCUUGAGAAAGACUUGGACUUUGAGUCAGAUCCAAUGGAAGAGUGUCUCAGGAUUUUUAAUGAAUCUACAGAUGUGAAAACUGAAGACAAGGGAAGGCUGGGGAAACAGCUAUCCAAAGAGGAAGGAAAUGAAGAAAAGACAGAAGAUAAUUUAACUACCUUGUUUCCUGGCCAAAAAAGAAGGAUCUCUCAUCUUGUCAAACAAGGAAAUGCAGAGGUCCCGAGCAAGCCUGUAAUCCGGCCGUACCGUCCCCCCACCGCUCAGGAGGUCUGUUACCAGAGGAUCCAGCUGGCUCAGCAGCAGGCGGCACAGCUGGCUGUGGCCGUUCAAAAGGCCUCUCUUUCUUUGCCAGGAGAAAAGAAGAGGAUUGCUCACGUGCCAAAUGUAGCCCUUUCCACAGCAGCCAAACAAAGCCUCGUGAGUAGUAAGACGACUGUUGCUGGCAGGAGUGUCACACCUUCCAAUGACUCUGAAGCACCCACCCUUUCUCUGAAGGCUUGCACCUUAGCUGGGAUGGCUUCAAAGACCACCAGCACCAUCGUGCCGAAAAGGAUAGCACAUGUUCCCUCCUUACAGAGCACCAGCUUACAGAGGCCUGUUAUUCCCACAGAAUUUGGUGCUAAAGUCCCAACAAACAUUCGUCAAAGAUAUCUCAAUCUCUUCAUUGAUGAGUGCCUGAAAUUCUGCUCUUCCUCCCAGGAGGCAUUUGACAAGGCUCUGUCAGAAGAGAAGGUGGCUUAUGAACGUAGCACCAGUCGCAACAUCUACCUGAAUGUGGCAGUGAACACCUUAAAGAAGCUCCGAAGCCUAGUGCCCAAUUCCCCGUCCAGUACGAACAAGACAAGUAACAAGAAAGUGGUGUCUCAUGAAGCUGUGCUGGGAGGGAAGCUUGCUGCUAAGACAAGCUUUACUCUAAACCGGUCAGGGAGCUUGAGAGCAGAGGAUUUAACAGGAGCUGCCUUGUACCGGCGACUAAAGGAGUAUCUCAUGACUGAGGAGCAGCUAAAGGAAAAUGGUUACCCAAUGCCUCACCCAGAGAAGCCCGGUCGCGCGGUCCUCUUCACUGCAGAGGAGAAAAAAACAAUUGACUCCUCCUGCAGGAUUUGUUGCCGCUGUGGCACUGAGUACAUGGUCUCAGCCUCUGGAAACUGCAUUCGCAAAGAGGAGUGUGUCCAUCACUGGGGAAGGCUACGCAAACAGAGAGUGCCAGGUGGAUGGGAAACUCAUUACAGCUGCUGCUCAGGAGCUGUGGGUUCACCAGGCUGCCAGGUUGCUAAACAACAUGUCCAUGAUGGGCGAAAGGAGAGCCUUGAUGGCUUUGUGAAGACUUUUGAGAAGUUGCCUACGACUGAUGGCUACCCUGGAAUCUACGCAUUAGACUGUGAAAUGUGUUACACUAAGCAAGGACUGGAGCUGACAAGAGUAACUGUGAUCAACUCUGACCUGAAAGUGGUAUAUGACACCUUCGUCAAACCGGACACCAAGGUGGUGGACUAUAACACUAGAUUCUCAGGUGUGACAGAAGAGGACCUGGAGAACACUAGUAUCACCCUGCGGGAUGUCCAAGCCGUCCUACUGAACAUGUUCAGUGCAGAUACCAUAUUGAUAGGGCACAGCUUGGAAAGCGACUUAUUUGCACUAAAGCUUAUCCAUGGUACAGUGGUGGAUACCGCAAUCGUCUUUCCCCACCGGCUGGGUUUGCCUUACAAACGGGCUCUCCGGACGCUGAUGGCAGACUACCUCAAGCGCAUCAUCCAGGACAAUGUGGAAGGGCACGACUCCAGCGAGGAUGCCAGAGCUUGCAUGGAGCUGAUGGUCUGGAAGAUCAAAGAAGAUGCUAAAGUGAAACGAUGACUUGCGUUUUCUCUCUCUCCUGUUCCUCCUCCACCUCUUUGAAGCAGUGCAAUAAAUGCUCAGAGUAACACUGUCCACCUGUACGCAGCAGCAUGCUACCCCAGACUCCCCAUGCACUCGCAGGUAUCUAUGGGACUUAAGGACUGCUGCUGGCGCAGCUGAACGGCACCAGCUCACUGCUUGCAGGUCCCUGUGUCCAGAUAGUGGCUCUCAGAUCCUCUUUACUCCACCUGAGGGAUACUCUGUGGUACAACAAUUGCCUUGUAGGCAUGGCAAGGUGGUUUUGAGUAGCGCAACCAGAGAGAACUUCUUGGUUCCUAGGAGAAGCUUUUAGACGUAGGUUGGAUACGUGAAGAACGAUCUUUCUGGUUCAGUUAAAGGUAGAUCUUUUUCUUUCUUUUUUCAAAUGUAACUUAAAUUGCCUCUGUACUCCAAAGCUGGUAGCUUCCCGCAGUGUCUGGAGAUGGGGGGAAAUGAAAGUAAGUUGGGCAGGAAGCUGUAAAGUGAGUGGAUUGCGUAGCUGGUGUGUGAAUGGCAAGCAAGGGGUGGUGAGAGCCGAGGAUCAAGCCAUCUGGGAGAAGAUCCUAGUGCAGUCCCACUGCGGAGGAGAAAGCCAGAGCUGCAAGAGAAGGAAUGCCGUCUCUGAGAGCGUGUAGUGGGAGCGGCAGGUCGGAGAGGAAUGAGAUGGGUUCAGGGGAAUUACCGCCUGCUGCGACCCAGGUGAUCUCUUCAGUGAGGGCUGGCAUCCUGGUUCUGCAAUCGCUGCAAAAGGGGGAAACCACAAGUGGCAGACCUUGCCCGGACCUCAGGGAGCCGUGUGGGUAGUAGUGAGGCAAGGGACAGCGGGGCUGGGACGAAUUGGGCUCCCGGAGCCAAGCAGCAACUCAGCCUUCCAGGAGAGGAGCCGUGCUGGGGAGGACAGCGGUAAGAGCAGGCGUUGUGUCUUUGGGUUAGGACAAGCUGUCCUUCCCCUGACCCUGAGCUUCCAGCAUGUCUCCAGAGAGCUUGUAUGUAGGGAUCAAGGUUUUUGGGGGGUCCUAGGUGCAGCUAAGAUUGCACCUAAGGGUGGCCCCUAGCAGUCUGCAGGACUCCCCGCUGGUCUGUCCCUGAUAGCAGGGACUUGAUGCAGGCAAGAGCAAAAGCAAUAGGUAAAAAUUAUUCUUUUAAACUAGUUUACGUGUUGGGUGUUUUAAGAAGAGCAAAAGACCCGGUUACUGUCUGUCUGGCCCCCUGCACAAAAGCAACUGUCGAGAAUGUGUCUCUGUCGCACUUGUGACGACUGGGCCAGGAGCACAGGCAGACUGGACGGCCCCAGUGGUCUCUCUCCACCCAGGCUCCGUUGCUGUCGGGGGAACAACAGAGCUGCUUGAAAUGGUCCCUGAUAGAUGAGGUCUUUCAGCUGAGGUCCAGGCAGCAGCUUAGCCCCAUUAUUAGAGCAGCGAUCGCCUCGCCCCUCCCAGGUGGGACUGGCAUUGCUUCCCAGCGGUGGCUGGUGUGGUGCUGGCCCCCGCGUCCCUGGUAUGGGCUGGCCGUGCUGCUCCGGUGGCAGUGGGGCAGGGGAGCUGCUGGGUUUUGGUUCCUGUUGGAGCUGGGUCCGGCUCGCUCCUUUGUAUCCCCGCUGGCGGCGCUGGACUCAGAGUUUGGGGACGUGCUGCGUGUCCCCCAGCACGUCCUGCUGACCUGUCCCACCUCCGUGCCCAGCGUGGUGGUGGGAAGGAGCGUGGGGCUGGGCUGUGCGCCAUGGGCAGGGGUGUCCUGCUCGGGCCCUUCUGCGUGGGCCGGAGGGUGCUGGUAUGUGCGCAAGCCCUGGGAAGCUCUCCCUGUCCCACUGCUGUCCUCAGAGGCGAGGAUGUGGCUUCCAGCGCCUCACCUCUGCCAGGCUCUCCUGAAGCCACCAGGAGAAGUGGGGACUGUAGAGGCUCCUGUUAUUGCUGCGCCCUUCUGUGUUUCCUCUGGCGGGCAGUGGCACGGGCUCCCAGCCUGUUCGUUACCCCAGAUUUCAGGCCGUGCAGCUCCCUGCCGCUCCCCCAGCGCUCCGUAGGGCACGUCGCAUCCAGCUCUCCUUGCAGCCCACCUUUGCCAAGCGUUGCAGCCGCCUCCUUCCCUGCCAUGGGGCUUCCACGUGAAGCAGGCUCGGGACACUGUGUCUUGUCCCCCUCUCCCAUCGCCUGCAGGGAACUAUGCUGUUCCUGCCCAGGCCGUGGGAGAGACGGAGAGAAAGUUCACUGCUUCCUGACGGGCGAGGGAAGGUUUAUUCCCCCUUCUGCCUCUUUCCCUUGUUUAUCCCCCCAUUUAUCUUCACCCCUGGCUGCAGCGACGGAGCGUACCUGGAGCAGCCCGCCGAUCUACCGUGCAGCCGCGUUAGAUUUCAAAGCCACCUCUUGCCUCAAGGUUCCCGUUACUUGACAGGCAGUCCCAGCUCCCUGGCCCUCUCCCGCAGCAGCUGCCUUCCCUGGAAAAGCCGGCACAUUUCUAACGUGGACCCAGUGUGCUGGUGUCCCGCUUGAGGUUGCUCAACUUGAUCCCACCGCCUGGGCUUGGGGAAGGCAGAACAUCGCUACAGGGUGCGUUCUUCCAGGCAUGAGUCCUGCCAGGCCAGGGGACCUCGGUCAUUUCCCCUUCCUUUCCCCACGGUUCAGCUGGGACCCCCUAAAAUGAGGCUUUUGGAGCGGGUUGUGUGGGGGGAGGUUGCCUGUCUUGCGGGAGGUUAGUGGGAAGGUGGAUCGCUUCCACCCGCGCUGUCGGUGGGGGUCAGAGCGAGCGUUGGACCCACGGGCUGCCAUCGCCUCCACCCCCGGGCGCCGUAACACUGUAAAACCAGAGGUUUGUGGUUGGUAAGAGGUUUUUGGGUUGUACAUAACUAUUGUAUCCUGUAACUUUUUGUAAUCGUUUUUAAUAAAAGGGUGUUGACUAGACGCA